Molecule: messenger RNA, 5563 nt
Organism: Gadus morhua (Atlantic cod)
Lineage: Eukaryota; Metazoa; Chordata; Actinopteri; Gadiformes; Gadidae
Gene: recql4
Product: RecQ helicase-like 4
Exons: 28
Coding region: 310-5322 (1670 amino acids)
Biological process (GO): DNA replication; double-strand break repair via homologous recombination; telomere maintenance
Cellular component (GO): cytoplasm; nucleus; chromosome
Molecular function (GO): four-way junction helicase activity; ATP binding; zinc ion binding
Source: RefSeq, a predicted model, not a curated record
ACCCGGCCGUCAUUCUAAGCGCGCGAAACAAAAAACAACACACCACGGAAACACUAGUCACAUCACGCUUGUGUUUACAAACUAAAAUAGUUAGAAAUAGAUGUUUUAUUUAGUGAAGCCCUUUGCGUUUGUAUAUGUAAACGGUAACGAUUUGCUGAAAGCUAUAUCCACGAUACUUGAUAAGAACAAACUUCGGCUAGUGUUGUGCAAAUGAAUGACUCCGGUGCUGCUAGGGAUGAAUAGUUAGCUCAGUGAUAGGAAUUGCUACAUCCAAUGUGAGAGUUAAGUAUAUAACAGGAUUCCGCAGGCAUGGAUCGGUAUAAUGAUGUGAAGGUGCUUCUUAAGAAAUGGGAGCAGUCGUUUGUCCAACAACAACAAAGGAAACCCAAUAAGGAGGACAUUGACAAUGCCCCUGAAGAUACAAAAAACCUCUAUAAGGAGUACCGCAGUUUAAAGCAAGCCAAGGAAAACAGCGACUGUCAAAGUGACCCCAGUGGACAACACCGCGCUACAGUGGUGGUCAAUGUAAAUCCAAAGGACUCAGACUGCUGGGGCACCCAUCUGAACCGCAGCCAGAUGCCGGUCCCCUCCCCUUGCCUGACGCCCCAGGACCGGGACAACCUCCAGGCCUCUGCCCAGUACUAUGGCGCCAAGCUGAAAAGCAACCUGGGCACCCUCGGCAAGGAGAGACCUGUCUCAAUGAGGAAGUCUUUGACUCCUGGACGCACGCCCCUCAAAUCCUGGAAAGACAGGCUGACUGAGCAGACCAGCAGCCCUGCAGCGAGUGCUGCUGCUGCUGCUGCUUCCCCCCUCAGGUCGGCCCGCCCGGCCCUGGGCGCCCUGGGCAGCCCCUUCAGAAGCCCGUUCGGCAGCCCAGUGACCAGCCCCUUCGCCCCGAGACGCAUCGGCAGCCCCUUUCUAGGGUCGCCGGCUACAAAGGAGCCCGAAGAAAAGUUUGAGGGACUCAAUCCAUCGUCCGACACACCACACGUUGAGUCCAGCGGCGCUGGCAUUGCUAGCACCGUCAGUGUUCAAGGUAGCAGUACUGCAAACGGUAUCAGCGGCGUGAAAAGCCACUCCUCUGGUUUCGAGUUCCAAUCCCCCCGGCUGCCCCAUACGCCUCCUCCCAACAGGACUAUGGGAACGCCGGGAAAGACUGCAGGAUUCUUAGGGAGAUUAAACGGGAGUGUGGAAUCCGCAGGAGUUGUGAAAAGUACAGUUGAUGCUGCUGAAAGUAUGGCGGACCGUUUGGCAGUUUGGGAUGAAGAUGCCGGAUCGCCGAUGGCCUUCGGGGGGGAUCAGCGGGGGGGGUUUCGCGGAGGGGCGGUGGGGGUGACAGGUCGAGGUAGACCCUCGCUCCUGAGCAGGCUGGGCUCUGUGGACCGCGGCUGGCUGGAGAGGUGCCAGGUGUUUGGGGAGGUGGAGGGAGGAGACAAGCCCGUGGCCGGCAAUACGGAGAUCCCAGAGCCCCAGAGGAAACCUGCGGCCGCGGAGAGUGUCGGGAAAGGUGAGACGAGGGAGAGGCCGGGGAGAACGGGAGCAGGAGCAGGAGAGGAUGGAAAAGAUGGAGAUGGAAUAGAAAACAAGAUGGAAAAGAAAGCGAAAAACUAUGAAAAGUCUGAGAUAGGAGACGUGGGGGCGGGAAAGAGAGCGACCGAGGAAACGGUGGAAGCGUCGGAGUGUGCUUCUCGCAACGUUGCGGAGGCUACCGCCACAGCUAAAUCCACCGGGCGCCGCAGUGCUAAAGUCAAAGGGGGGAGGGGCAAGAGGAAGGAGCCGGAGGGAGAAACGGACCAAUCAACGGAGGCUGAGUCGACCACAGACCAGGUGGGCGAGGAGGUCGCGGUUCGAGAGAAGAAGGCGAGCAAGAGAGGGAGGAAGAGGCAACGAGAGGAAGAGGAGGGGGAUGAACGCGAGGGGGAGGAGCCGGAGGGGGCGCCGACGAAGAGGAAGAGGGGACCCAGGAAGAAGAAGGAGGAGGGCGGUGGAGGAGACGGCACUGAUGUAGGCCCCACACCAGUCAAAAAAGAAGGGAAGAGAAAGAAGAGGGUGAAAAAGGAUGAGGAGGAGGAGGGGGAGGAGGAGGAGGAGGCAGAGAAAAGUAAAAAAACAAAAGAACCAGAAAAGGAUCCCCAGGAGAACCUGAUGGGGGAGGUGGACGAGGGGGUCAGAGCCUACAGGGCCUAUAAGACCCAGCCGACCAGCAGAGUGAGUAAAGUCACAGAAGGGAACUUCAUCAAGAUCAACCUGAAGAAGAAAUCUCACGUCAAAGGCUAUGCCCUGAGAGGAGCAGGUCUCCGCAAGCAGAUGUACAUGGAGAAGUUCGCGAAGAAGGGGGAGCGUUUCGGGGGUGGUUCCGGAAGGGGGUCCUUCCGGGGAGGGGGGAGGGGCGGCUUCAGAGGGGGCUUCAAUCGCCAAGGAGACACCUGCUACAAGUGUGGGGGGACGGGACACUGGGCCAUGAACUGCAAGGGACCAGCUCCAACCACAGCCUCCAAGGUGUCUGACGACCAACCAGCUGUCGAGGAACCGUUUGAACUGCCCACCCUGGAGGAGGUUGCCAGGGCAACGGGGACUUUGAAAUGCCAAUCACUGGACACUCCGUCCGCCACAGAGGACGAGGAGCUCUCCAAGCCGGGCGAACCGGACGGCAAACAGAGCGACGAGGUGCUCUUGAACGUGAUCCGUCCGGACUACGAGCGGCCCGUCGCCCCUCCACCCAUGGAGCCGUUGUACAGCCCGGGAGCGGACGGGAAAGUCCAGGCGACACCCGAUGCUGUUUAUGAAGCGCUCCGAGAGCUGGGGUAUCAGUCCUUCAGACCGGGCCAAGAGGACGCCAUCAUGAGGAUACUCUCAGGUCUCUCCACCCUGGUGGUGUUGUCUACAGGCAUGGGGAAAUCAUUGUGCUAUCAGCUCCCAGCUUAUCUGUACUCCCAGAGGUCAAAGUGCCUCACCUUGGUCAUCUCACCGCUUGUGUCACUGAUGGACGACCAGCUGUCGGGCAUCCCAGCUAAUUUGAAGGCAGCUUGUAUCCACUCCAACAUGUCCAUGAAACAGAGGGAGGCGGCCAUUGAAAAGGUGAAGUCAGGCGAGGUGUGUGUGUUGCUCCUCUCUCCGGAGGCGCUGGUGGGUGGCGGUGGGUCCAGCAGCGGCUGCCUGCCCCCCGCGGACCAGCUCCCCCCGGUGGCCUUCGCCUGCAUUGACGAGGCCCACUGCGUCUCCGAGUGGUCCCACAACUUCAGGCCCUGCUACCUCCGGCUCUGCAAGGUGCUGCGGGAGCGCCUUGGCGUACGCUGCCUGCUGGGGCUCACGGCCACGGCCACGCUGUCCACCGCCGUGGACAUCGCCCACCACCUCGACAUCAACGACAAGGACGGCAUCGCCGUGCGCUCUGCCGCCGUGCCCGAAAACCUGCAGCUCUCUGUCUCCAUGGACCGGGACAAGGACAGGGCGUUGGUCUCCCUGCUGAAAGGAGAGCGUUUUGGUUGUCUGGACUCCAUCAUCGUGUACUGCACCAGGAGGGAGGAGACCACGCGCGUAUCCGCACUGCUGCGGACCGCCCUGCAGGGGGUGGUGGUGAAGGACAACCCGUGCUACAGCAGCAGCAGCGCUCAGGCCCAGAGCAACCCUGCUGCCCAGAAGAAGAAAGAUCUGGCGAGGAAGAAGAUCCGGAAGCCCCUGAAGUGGCAGGCGGAGUCCUACCACGCCGGGCUCUCCGCCUCCGAGCGCCGGCGCGUGCAGAACAACUUCAUGUGCGGCGAACUGCGUCUGACGGUGGCCACGGUGGCCUUCGGCAUGGGGCUGGACAAGGCCGACGUGCGCGGCAUAGUCCACUACAACAUGCCCAAGAGCUUUGAGAGCUACGUUCAGGAGAUCGGGAGAGCCGGGAGAGACGGAUUACCUGCUCACUGUCAUCUCUUCUUGGACCCCGAGGGGGGCGACCUGCAUGAGCUGCGGCGCCACAUCUACUCCGACACGGUGGACUACUACACGGUGAAGAAGCUGGUGCAGAAGGUGUUCCCGCCCUGCAAGUGCAGACAGAUCCACCAGAAACAGCUGGACCUCGUGGAGCGUAAGGAGGCAAUGGAGGACAAUGAGUUACUAGAGAUGAUGGAUAUCUGUGAGCCUGAGAGCGGCUUAAACACCCCCACACAGCCUGACUUGGCACAGCCCGUGGACCCUGUUCCACAUGGAGAAGUACCAUCGCCAUCUUCUGCAGAGAUGGAACCCACUCCACAUGAUGAACAGGCCAAGACAGAAGAGCAGCAGGAGGAGGUAAACAAACCAACAGGGAGUGACGGUCCCAUCACGGACUCGGACCCCACUGUGCCUGAGUCGACGGAGGAGCCGGAAGAGAAGUUAAACGAGAGCGGCGACUGGCCCGUGGAAAGGUUGUGUCACAGCCAUGAGAGAGCCAUCCCCAUCCAACAGACGGUGGAGUCCCUGGACAUCACGGAGGAGGGCGUGGAGACCCUGCUGUGUUACCUGGAGCUCCACCCCCACCGCUUCGUGGAGCUGCUCCACCCCACCCUCUCCGGCUGCAAGAUCAGCUGCUACGACGGACCCCGACAACUGCAGAGGAUCACCAAGUUCUGCCCCCCGGUCGCGGUGGUGCUGGCCAGGAAGCGCAUGGCGGGCGAGCGCGUGGAGUGCUGCGACGGGCUGGAGUUUGACGUGGUGGAGGUGGCCGACACCAUGGGCUGGCAGCUCUCCCUGGUGAAGCGCGGCCUCAGGCAGCUACAGUGGAGCACGGAGAAGAGUGGCGGCCGCAGUGGCAUCGUCGUGGAGUUCUCCAGCAUCUCCUUCUACUUCCGUUCCUAUGGCGACCUGGACGAUGAGGAGAUGGACCGCGUGUGUGAGUUCCUCCACCGCAGAGUCCUGUCCCAGGAGAAGACCAAGCUCUACCAGCUGUCAGCCUGCUUCAAGGCCUUCCAAAGCGUGGGCUACUGCAACGUGUCGGCCUGUGUGGACGCUCUGGAGGCCGGCCGCAGCCUGCGUCUGAAGGCGCUGCUGUCAGAGUACUUUGAUAAGAAGCUGGACCGGGCCCGGCUACAGGAGCUCCAGGACGACGAGGAGCUCCACCCACUGAAGCUGUGCGACUGGGAGGAUCAGAUCAGAGCAGACAUCAGGAGUUUUCUGUCCCACCGAAGUGACGAGAAGUUCUCUGGCAGAGCGGUUGCCAGAAUCCUCCACGGUAUAGCCAGCCCCUGUUACCCCGCCCAGGACUAUGGCAGGGACCGCCGCUAUUGGAGGAAAUACCUCAAGUUUGACUUCAACCAGCUAAUCCGAUUGGCCACACAGGAGAUCAUUCGCUUCAAGUAACGGGCUACAAACCUCUUUUGCAUCAAAAAUAGAUGUUCUUUUUAAGUACAUGUACACUUGCACAUGUAUAAGAGGGUGAACAUCAACAGGAUUUGUCUUAUUACUUUGAAAUCAUAUAUAAAAGAUGAAUGUAUUUCAACAUGUAAGAAAAAAAGAGUUGCUAUGUGCAUAUGUAAAAAAAAAAAAGUUCUCCGUGUAUAAAUGUGUAAACUGUUGAAUUAAAGUUCUAUUUUUAUAUUUA